Messenger RNA from Micropterus salmoides (largemouth bass), 1778 nucleotides. RefSeq names its product gap junction protein beta 3 (gene gjb3). Gene Ontology annotation, cellular component: connexin complex. NCBI's taxonomy places the organism in Eukaryota, Metazoa, Chordata, Actinopteri, Centrarchiformes, Centrarchidae. Gene Ontology annotation, biological process: cell communication. Bases 276 to 1139 code for a protein of 287 amino acids. The transcript is spliced from 2 exons. The record is from RefSeq and is a predicted model, not a curated record.
GGCUGGAGAGAGAGGAACAUCUGUGGCAGCUCUAGCCUUUCUUCUGUAACCACACCCACAGGCGCAUUUCUCAACACUGCGCUUCUCUACCUGUCGAGGAAGGACCAAAUAAAGGACUUAAACGAUAUUAAAGUGACAAGAAAUCCACUGGGAAUAUACGUAAGCACGUGCCUUUCAACUUAUAAUGGAGUAAAGCGUCUUUUGGUUUUGAAGAUAAACUACUACCAGCAAGAGAAGAAUUCCAGAGAAGAGAGAUUUGACUGCCGGCCAAGGACAUGGACUGGAAGACCUUCCAGGCCCUCCUCAGUGGGGUGAACAAAUACUCCACGGCUUUUGGGAGGGUAUGGCUGUCUGUGGUGUUUGUGUUCAGGGUGAUGGUGUACGUGGUGGCAGCGGAGCGAGUGUGGUCCGACGAGCAGAAGGACUUUGACUGCAACACCAAGCAGCCCGGCUGUGCCAACGUCUGCUAUGACCACUUCUUCCCCAUCUCCCACAUCCGCCUGUGGGCCCUGCAGCUCAUCUUUGUCACCUGCCCUUCCUUAAUGGUGGUCAUGCACGUGGCGUACCGUGAAGACCGUGAGCGCAAGUACAAGGCCAAGCAUGGCAAGGACUGCAAGCUGUACAACAACACGGGCAGGAAACACGGCGGCUUGUGGUGGACCUAUCUGAUCAGCCUCUUCGUAAAGACGGGCAUCGAGAUCUCCUUCCUCUACAUCCUCCACCACAUCUACGACAGCUUCUACCUGCCAAGACUAGUCAAGUGUGAGGUGUCGCCUUGCCCCAACACGGUGGACUGCUACAUCGGCCACCCCACUGAGAAGAAGGUCUUCACCUACUUCAUGGUCGGAGCUUCGGCCCUCUGCAUCAUCCUGAACAUCUGCGAGAUCAUUUAUCUCAUCGCCAAACGCUUUGUACGAUGCGCAAACAAGAUGAAGAGGCGCCAUCACAACGUGGCUGUGCACCAUGACGGCUACAGCGACGACCCCUUUAACAACUGCAAGAUGAGUUUGUCGAGUUCAGACAUGAAGGAAAAGCAUCUGUCCUUCAAGACUGAGUACAAGGCUUCGCUCGGGCCACCUGGGAUGAAAGUUCACGAAAAGAUACGGGCCUCUGCUCCUAAUCUGUCCACUAAUUUGUGAUUGAAAGCGAUCAAGAGAUCAGCCGUGUUUGUGCUAGAACCCAUAGACAAACCCCAGAAAACAGACGAAGAACUGUUAGCCAAACAACAAGAUGUGUCAGGAAGUUGAGUCAUCAGUACUGGAUUCUUCCUGUGGGCCCAAGUCCACAUCUAAGACUCUUUUUGUGUGAAUGAACUUUGGUUUCCAAGCCAACAUCCACAAUAUUUACAAGUUAGCUAGAGCCAGAUAGAUUUGUUAAUGACAUGUGGGUUUCUUUUUUAUUCUUGAAUACAAUAAAAGUCUUGAAGCAUUUUAAACUUCACACUUUCACCUAUAUUAGAACAUUCCAGUGAGGUUCCUGUCUUUCCUGUGACGCGAAUUCUGACGCAACAAGGUUAGGAGAUGAAACACUGCACACAAGAAGGCAGGACAUACCUGCCAGAGGUAUUCACCCCUGCAAGUGUCUACAGUUAUGUUUCUGGGCAAGUGUUAGAUGGACAUUUCACUGAUCUCUUUUAUUUAACUGAACUGAUAUCAUAGCUUUGUCUUCACAAUCAAUGACCCCAAAACACAGUGAAGAAUGGUAAACAAUUCUGCCUUAAGAGUGUGGGCACUCCAAAGUCAUGGAUGAGUAUUACUUGAAGGUGUGCAAAUCGGCUG